GUAGGGUGUGUGCGCUGGUACAUUACUACAUUGCAAUUAAAAGCAGUACACAAAAAAAUGAAGUAUUUAACAGGACUGUGAUGUAGAGGCUAAUUAUUACCAAUAGCGAACGCAAAUUAAAGUAAACCUUUGUGCGGUCCGUGUGGCAUUGACGCUGAGCGAACUCAUUUAGCCGCCGACAUGAGUUUCUACUCAAUGUUCAAAAAGAAAAAACACAGGGAAGAAUACAACACGGCGGCGGUUAUCGGAAAACCGACGAAUGUUAAUCACGACAUUCACGUUACGGUAACCGAGGAGGGUGUGUUGGAAGGUCUGCCUUCGUCAUGGGUGAGACAGAUCGGAACUCAGAUAACCAAAGCGGAACAAAAUGAGAACCCUGAGGUAGUGAAAAAAGUUCUCCAGUAUUACAAUUUCUCCGUGAAGAAGCAAAAUCACGCCGCACAAGAGAUUAAACAUAUCUUUACCGAGAAUGACAUUGCAGAAGAGUCUAAGCAAAUUGACUUGUAUAUGAAAUCUAAAGACGCUCACAAGAGUAAAGACUCGAACCUGUCCGAUGAUUCCAGUGACUUUGAGAGAUCGCCUUUGAACCAAAACCCCACCCUGGACAACAAUUUAAUGCAAAUCAAAAAUCUCGCCAGGAGUGUCGACAACCUGGCGAUCGACGUUGAGGAAAUUGAAUUCCGAAAGCCCAGCAACAGCGACGACGACAUUUAUUUAAGAAGAUCUGGUUUAAGUGAUGAUGACUACAUGAGACAGAUCAGGGACAUUUGCAAUUCCGGGAACCCACUCGACUUUUACGAAAAAACAUUGAAGGAUCUAGGGUCGGGCGCUUCGGGGAUGGUCUUCGCGGCUACGCGUCGUGGGACUGGCGAACUGGUAGCCAUAAAGGACAUAGACAUGUCGAAACAAACUAAAAAAGACCUGUUGCUCAGCGAGAUAAAAAUUAUGAAAAAUUUCAAGCAUAAAAACCUGGUCAAUUUCCUGGACGCUUUUGUGGUGGACUACGACCAUUUAUGGGUCGUUAUGGAGUUGCUCGACGGGGGCCCGCUGACCGACGUAGUUACAGAAACGGUGAUGAAAGAAGGGCAGAUAGCGGCUGUUUGCCAUGAGGUACUCCAAGCGAUCAGUUACCUACACAAUCGGGGCACCAUCCACCGCGAUAUAAAGUCAGACAACGUGCUGCUUGGCAUGGACGGCACGGUCAAGGUGACCGACUUUGGUUUCUGCGCCAACGUGGUCGGCAACGAGCAGCGCGAAACGAUGGUCGGCACGCCGUACUGGAUGGCCCCCGAGGUCGUGACGCGGCAAAAGUACGGCAAAAAGGUCGAUAUAUGGUCGCUGGGAAUCAUGAUCGUGGAAAUGUUGGACGGAGAGCCGCCCUACCUACGCGAACCGCCCAUACGCGCGUUAUAUCUGAUCGCAGCGAACGGGCGGCCAAGGAUUAUGAGAGGGGACACGUGUUCGACGGCGUUGCAGCGCUUCAUCGACCGUUGCUUGGAGGUGGACGUCGAUAGGCGCGCAACGGCCGAGGAGCUGCUGCGCGACCAGUUCCUGGAAGGGAGGAGCGAACUGCGCAGCCUCACGCCGCUGAUCAGGGCGGCGAAAAAGAUCCUCCACAAGAAUUGACGGUGUGAUGGUGCGCACCCGCACUCUGGUCAGUAAUUUUAAGGUUAUGUCAACGAGUUCACCGCGUAAUACUCUUGGGAGGGGGGAUUCUUUUUUUUUGCGUGUAUCGGGUUCGGUAGGUUGACCUAAAAGUGACGCGUAACGUUGGCGCUUACAUCGAACCGAAGAAAAAAAAAACGACCGCGCUAUAUUAGUAAGUGGCUAUGUACAGUCCGAAUUAUACCCAGUUGUAAUGGUCAUGCUGGUUUUCAAAGACAUAAGUAUAUGGCAAUAUGUUGGAAAUAUAACUGCACGGGGGUCCACGGGAAUCAGCUAAAUUUUGAAAGUGGUGUGUCAGAAGAAAGUCUGAAAACCACUGACUUACACCUAGAAAGUGACAGAACAUCCCUGCAUCAUUUAUAGUUACACACGAAAUCGCUAACUCCACGCAAUUCAACCCACAAAUAACGUCCAACGUUAAUUUUAAGUUGGCAACAAAGAAACUACUACAAAAAUUAACAAGUGUAUGCAUUAAACAGCUGAAGGUUAUGCAACUUUUCUAGUCGUAUUGUGAAAAUCGGGUUUUACAAAUGACAGGUUCCUAAUUGAUAGUGAUAUUGAAAAUAUUAAUUGAAUUUCACAUAAAAAAUGAAUUACUCUUCGACACACUUUUUUUUUCAAAAUUUUGUUGUCACCGUCUUUAGGAAUAUAUUAAACAAAUAUAAACAAAAAUGACGUCAUCAUAAAUAGGUAUAAUUCCGACUUUAGCAGGAGCGCUACAUUUUUGUGUACAGCCCAACAGAUUUAUUUAUUCUGUGUGUGAAAAACUAUCGGAUGUCCUCUAAAAUGUGUUUCAAGGAACGUGACUAACAUCGCAUUGUCAGAAUUUAAAUAAAACUUUUAGGUACUUGUAUACAAAUAAAAGUAGACGACCCCUGCGUUAUCGGGUCCAUUUUUGCAUUUUAAUGUUCUACUUAAUCGAAGACUGAACGAGACAAUUUAUCAAUAUCCGGAGGUUUGUAUUUUAGAGAUUUUUACAAAUCGUUUUACAGUUUUUAAUUUCCGCCCCGAAGGGGCGGCCUGUUUUGUUGUAUAUAUUUAUGUAUCAAAUCCGGAGACAGCCAUUGUAACGUUUUUUCAAAUAUAUAUCAGUUGA
This is a messenger RNA of Cylas formicarius (sweet potato weevil), 2761 nucleotides long. RefSeq names its product serine/threonine-protein kinase PAK 1 (gene Pak3). The coding region runs from base 181 to 1626 and encodes 481 amino acids. Gene Ontology annotation, biological process: protein phosphorylation; intracellular signal transduction; regulation of axonogenesis. The transcript has 3 exons. Gene Ontology annotation, molecular function: ATP binding; protein serine/threonine kinase activity. Gene Ontology annotation, cellular component: cytoplasm. NCBI's taxonomy places the organism in Eukaryota, Metazoa, Arthropoda, Insecta, Coleoptera, Brentidae. The record is from RefSeq and is a predicted model, not a curated record.